This is a messenger RNA of Nymphaea colorata (pocket water lily), 3401 nucleotides long. Its product is annotated as coatomer subunit beta'-1-like. Gene Ontology annotation, biological process: intra-Golgi vesicle-mediated transport; retrograde vesicle-mediated transport, Golgi to endoplasmic reticulum; endoplasmic reticulum to Golgi vesicle-mediated transport. Bases 140 to 2854 code for a protein of 904 amino acids. The transcript is spliced from 27 exons. Gene Ontology annotation, molecular function: structural molecule activity; protein binding. NCBI's taxonomy places the organism in Eukaryota, Viridiplantae, Streptophyta, Magnoliopsida, Nymphaeales, Nymphaeaceae. The record is from RefSeq and is a predicted model, not a curated record. Gene Ontology annotation, cellular component: COPI vesicle coat.
ACACCCGAGAAGGACGACCGAAACUACGAAGACCCGCUUCGUUUAUUCGCUUCUUUUAGUGCAGGCGCAGAUUCUCUCUCUCUCUCUAUCUUCCCUCAUUCGCCAUUUCUCUUUCUCUGGUUCUCAUUCGGGGAGCAAAAUGCCGCUGAGGCUCGAAAUUAAGAGGAAACUUGCUCAGAGAUCCGAGAGAGUGAAAUCAGUAGAUCUGCAUCCGACAGAGCCAUGGAUUCUAGCGAGCCUUUAUUCUGGAUCAGUUUGCAUCUGGAACCAUCAAUCACAGACAAUGGUGAAGUCAUUUGAGGUCACGGAACUUCCUGUGCGAUCUGCAAAGUUUAUAGCUCGAAAACAGUGGAUAGUUGCUGGCGCUGAUGACAUGAUAAUUCGUGUUUAUAACUAUAAUACCAUGGACAAAGUGAAGGUAUUUGAAGCACAUACUGAUUACAUUAGGUGCGUGGCGGUGCAUCCCACAUUGCCAUAUGUGUUGUCAUCAUCUGAUGACAUGCUCAUCAAGCUCUGGGAUUGGGAAAAGGGAUGGAUGUGUACUCAGGUUUUCGAGGGGCAUUCACAUUAUGUCAUGCAAGUAACAUUUAAUCCGAAGGACACAAACACUUUUGCUAGUGCCUCUCUGGAUCGGACAAUCAAGAUAUGGAAUCUGGGCUCACCAGACCCUAACUUCACUUUGGAUGCCCACAUGAAGGGGGUAAACUGUGUUGAUUACUUCACUGGAGGAGACCGACCUUAUCUAAUUACAGGAUCUGAUGAUCAUACAGCCAAGGUGUGGGACUAUCAAACCAAAAGUUGUGUUCAAACCUUAGAAGGCCACACACACAAUGUUUCAGCCGUUUGUUUUCACCCUGAGCUCCCCAUCAUCAUUACUGGUUCUGAGGAUGGGACUGUUCGCAUAUGGCAUUCAACUACUUAUAGGUUAGAGAACACUCUGAAUUAUGGCCUCGAGAGAGUCUGGGCAGUUGGUUAUAUUAAAGGAUCUAAUCGGGUUGUAAUAGGAUAUGAUGAGGGCACAAUUAUGAUAAAAAUUGGCCGUGAAGAACCAGUGGCAAGCAUGGAUAGCAGUGGAAAGGUCAUCUGGGCCAAGCAUAACGAAAUUCAAACUGUUAACAUCAGAGCCGUUGGAGCAGAUUAUGAGGUCACAGAUGGAGAGAGAUUGCCUCUGGCUGUUAAAGAGUUGGGAAGCUGUGAUUUAUACCCUCAGAGUUUGAAGCACAAUCCAAAUGGGAGGUUUGUUGUGGUCUGUGGAGAUGGAGAAUACAUCAUUUACACGGCUCUGGCAUGGAGAAACAGGUCUUUUGGCUCAGCCCUUGAAUUUGUUUGGUCAUCUGAGGGAGAAUAUGCUGUUAGAGAGAGUACCUCAAGAAUAAAAAUAUUUAAUAAAAACUUUCAGGAGAAGAAAAGCAUCAGGCCGACGUUUUCUGCAGAGCGAAUAUAUGGGGGAACUUUGUUGGCAAUUUGUUCAAACGAUUUCAUUUGCUUCUAUGAUUGGGGUGAAUGUAGGCUUAUCCGUCGCAUAGAUGUUAAUGUUAAAAACUUGUAUUGGGCAGACAGUGGGGAUCUGCUUUCAAUUGCUAGUGAUACUUCCUUCUACAUUUUGAAAUAUAAUAGAGACAUUGUGGCUAUGCAUUUAGAUAGUGGAAAUUCAGUAGAUGAGCAAGGUGUUGAAGAAGCAUUCGAGGUUCUCCAUGAAGUGAAUGAACGUGUACGAACGGGAAUCUGGGUUGGAGAUUGUUUCAUUUACAACAACUCUACUUGGAGAUUGAAUUACUGUGUUGGUGGUGAGGUAACCACCAUGUUUCACUUGGAUCGGCCAAUGUACUUACUUGGUUACCUUGCAAGUCAGAGUAGAGUUUAUCUUAUAGACAAAGAAUUUAAUGUUAUGGGAUAUACUCUGCUUCUCAGUUUGAUUGAGUACAAAACUCUUGUUAUGCGUGGAGAUCUGGAACGUGCAAGUGAAGUAUUACCCUCAAUACCCAAGGAGCAUCUCAAUAGUGUGGCCCGUUUCUUGGAAUCUCGGGGAAUGUUAGAGGAUGCAUUAGAAGUGGCAACGGACCCUAACUAUAAAUUUGACCUAGCUGUACAACUUGGAAGAUUGGAGGUAGCACAGGCUAUUGCCACUGAAGUGCAAAGUGAAUCUAAAUGGAAACAGUUGGGAGAACUUGCAAUGUCCAAGGGGAGGUUAGAAAUGGCAGAGAAAUGUUUGGUCCAGGCAAUGGACUUGAGUGGUUUAUUGCUUCUCUAUUCAGCUCUUGGAGAUGCUGAAGGAAUGUCAAAUCUUGUGGCACUUGCUAAGGAUCAAGGAAAGAAUAAUGUUGCCUUCCUUUGCCUUUUCAUGCUUGGUAGAUUGGAAGAGUGUCUUCAGUUAUUGGUGGCCAGCAAUAGGAUACCAGAGGCUGCUUUGAUGGCACGGUCUUAUCUUCCAAGUAAAGUUUCUGAAAUAGUGGCUCUUUGGAGGAACGACCUAAACAAGGUGAAUCGGAAAGCUGCAGAGUCAUUGGCAGAUCCAGAUGAAUACCCUAAUAUGUUUGAUGACUGGCAAAUUGCACUUGCAGUUGAGGCUGGCCUUGCCGAUGAGAGGGGUCAUUAUCCACCAGCUGAGGAGUACCUAGAUUACUCGGAAAAACGCCAAAUCAACCUUGUGGAAGCAUUUAGGAAUAUGCAACUUGAUGAUGGCACAACGGUGCCGAUGCAAAAUGGAGAUUUGGUCCAUGAGGAAGUGGAGGGAGAAGUUGAGGAGCAAGUUGAUGUAGAAGCAGAAAAUUCAGUAGACAGUGCCAUUCUUGUCAAUGGUCAUGAGACUGAUGAAAAGUGGAGCGUGAAUCAUGAUGGAAUUCCGUUGGCGUAGCGUUGAUCUCACUGCCAAUCACCGCUUGGCAGCGUAAAGUCCAAUUUUGCUUCUGUAAUGGUAUGCUGAUUGAACAGUCAGGAUCACAGUGUCAUGCCACUACUUGCAUUCUUGUUGGAUGCCCCUAUGAUGCACAUAAUCCAAUUUUGAGAGUGAUGUAUGCGUCCUACUAGUGUCUGGAUCAAGUGCAGCAGGCCAGGUGAUUGGACUUGUCCAAGCUGCAUGAGCACUGUGGUUAUGAUUGCUGCCAUGCCAAUAGUUCUCAGGGGGUUUCAGAUUUCACCGAUGUUGCAGGCUCCUGCAUGGUGAAGGGCGUGGAGUUGUUGGUUGGUUAUCAGUAGAGAUUUUUUUUUUCUCUUUCCAUGAUUUGUUCAGUAAAGAAAGUUGUAUUUCUUUUUCCUUCUUCCUCCUCCUUUUCGGGGUAUGGUGUAAUCGUCAAGGUUAAUUUUUUGUAGCAAUAAAACUCAUUUUACCAUGGAUUUUGUGGUGUGGCAUGUAACGGCACAAUUAGAAAUUCAUGCUGAAAUGAUAUUUUUUCUUCAAAACA